Gigantopelta aegis is the source of this 1860-nucleotide messenger RNA. Its product is annotated as leukocyte elastase inhibitor-like. The record is from RefSeq and is a predicted model, not a curated record. The coding region runs from base 333 to 1505 and encodes 390 amino acids. NCBI's taxonomy places the organism in Eukaryota, Metazoa, Mollusca, Gastropoda, Neomphalida, Peltospiridae. Gene Ontology annotation, molecular function: serine-type endopeptidase inhibitor activity. The transcript has a single exon.
UUCAGCGCAAUCCUGACGUAUGUUCUAUAACUUUUGAAUGAUUUUUUAAAAUGAACAUUUAAUUGACCCAGCAGGUAGCGUAUCCUUUUGGUAAUGUAAUUGUGUUAGGACAUGGGCGGGACGUAAAUACGUGGCGUUGUGUGCACUGGUUGGAACGAGAAAUAGCGUAAUGGGUCCAGUGACGGGGAUCGAUCCUAGACGAGCGCUUUACCACUGGGAUACGUCCCGCCCCGUCAUAAUCUAAAUUUGAUGUCGUGGCCUCGCUAGACGUACCUGAAUAACACCUGACCGAUUAUAUGUCUUUUGUUUGUUUUCUGUUUUAGACAAGUACAAUGACACAAGAGGAAAACACGUUAAAGUCCGGUGCACGAUCUUCCGCCUUGAAGGAAGCCAUCAACCGUCUUUCCGUAAGUCUGUACCGCCACCUGGCGAAGGCAAACAAAGAUGUGGUUGUGUCCCCUUACUUCGUUUCGGCAGCAGUGGCGAUGGUGUACUUGGGAGCGAGGUCGAAGACGGCCACGCAGAUCGAGGAAGCGAUGAACUGGUCGGCCCUAUGUGACCAUCUCACAGAGACGUUUUCGCACUCCUUGGACUCGCUGACACAAAAGGAGACGAAGGACAGCCUCAAGGCAGCAACUCGGAUGUUCAUCGCCAAUGGGUUCACGAUACUGAACGAGUAUCUGGAGAUGACGGAGAGGCAUCUGAAGGCAGCAACGGAGCACGUGGACUUCGAGGGUGGCUGCGAGAAAGGGCGGAAGCGGAUCAACGCCUGGCUGGAGGACGAGACGUCUGGAGCUGUGAAGGAGAUGCUUCCGCCCGGCAGCGUCGGAGACUUCACCAAACUGCUGCUCGUCAACUGCGUCUGCUUCAGCGGCAGGUGGAACUACCCCUUCAACAAGAGCGACACGCAGACGGACACGUUCAAGACUCUGGAAGGGGAGAAAGUCCAGGUGUCCAUGAUGAACAUGUGCAAACUCUUCCCGUACGUCGCGCUCACCGAUCUCAAGUGUCGUCUGGUCGAACUUCCGUACGUCAACCGACACCUUAGCAUGUUCCUCUUCCUGCCCGUGCAGGCUUCGUGCCUGCGCGACCUGGAGGCGGGGCUUCUUAUGGGCGAACAGACACUGCAGCACUUGCUGGACGCCGUCAAACCGACUCUCGUGCACGUCAGUCUGCCCAAGUUCCGUAUGACGUCACAGUACGACAUGCGUGACGUGCUGGCAUCUGUCGGGAUGACGUACGCGUUCAAAGACGCCGCGGACCUGUCCGGCAUCACGGGAAAUGCGGGUCUCCACAUAUCACAGUUCGUGCACCACACGGUUCUCGGGGUGGACGAGGAAGGCAAUGAAGAGAACGACGGCUCGGUGAGAAACUGUGGGCCGAGUCCCUUUCGUUCAAAACUCGUCUACUUCAUUGUGAACCACCCGUUUAUCUUCGUUGUGCGGGACAACCGGACUGGAGUUAUCUUAUUCAUAGGGAAGGUGCUGAAGCCAGUGCAAAGUUAACAUCUUCUUACGUCGGUUUUCCGGGCACAAACCCUGACCUGCAUUUAUGAAGUCAUUAAUCCAGAGACAACACACAAACACAGGGUCAUAUUUAUGAGACAAUUAAAAACAUUUACAGAAGAUUCAAUCUUGUCGGUUUGAGGGCACAAACCCAGGCCUAUAGGUGCUUAUGAAAUACUGAAAUGUAGACAAUGUGCUUAUGAAAUACUGAAAUCUAGAGAAUGUGCUUAUGAAAUAAUGAAAUCUAGAGACUGUCCUCAUGAAGCAAUAAUAUCUAGAGACGAGACACAAACUUAUACAAUUAGUGCUUAUGAAUUGGUGAAAUCUAGAGAUGAUACACAAACGGUGUUUUGCC